Ustilago hordei is the source of this 957-nucleotide messenger RNA. RefSeq lists its product as uncharacterized. Lineage: Eukaryota; Fungi; Basidiomycota; Ustilaginomycetes; Ustilaginales; Ustilaginaceae. The record is from RefSeq and is a predicted model, not a curated record. The transcript has a single exon. The coding region runs from base 1 to 957 and encodes 318 amino acids.
AUGCCUCAUAAGAGAGCAAAGCACUCCGAUCGAGUGGCCAAGCGCUUCUCGAUCGGCAAGGAUUUGGCUCCCAGCUCCGAUGACGGCUUCUUCUCCGAGAUGCCCAAGGGUGCCAUGCGCAUCUUGCAAGGCGGCAAAAUGCAAGAAGCAUAUCGCGCAAAGCUUCAAGCAAAGAAGAAAGUCGAGCAGCAUGCGCUCACCAAAGCAAAGGGCAAAGCGAAAGCCUCGGAGCAAGAGGCUGCAACUGAACUCACCAUUCGACCAGGCGAGAAGAUGCGCGAUUUCAAUGCUCGUGUAGAGCAAGCCAUGGCUUCCGAUAUCCAUGCCUCGUUCCGUUCUGCGUCUCGGUCAGCCAUCAAUGCUCGCAAGCGUGAACGCAGGAAGCUUCGCAAGGCUGGCAUCGACCCAGACGCCGAUCCGGAGGAUGCUGAACAGGAGCAGUCGGCACGCAAGGCCAAAGCGGACAAAGCAGCAGCACUGGAAGCCAGCCAACCUUCCAAGCUCGAUCUCAAACGACAACGACAGGCAAUCCAGCAGACCGGCGAGAUCAAGAACUUUGCCAAAGCCAGUCAGGUUAAGAAAGUCAACGACGUCGUACAAGCUCCCCCCACCCUUACACACGCGCCGCGUGGCGAGUCGGUACAAGCCAAGACGAGGAAGGCCAAGUUGAUCGCCAAGAUCACCGGCAACGACGAGGACGAAGCUGAACGCAAGGUCAAGCAGGCAGAAAUGGCCCGUCAUAAGGGUCGGGUACCUGAGAAGCUUGCUACUGCUACUGCUUCACCCGCUAACAGCAAGAAACGCAAGCUCGCUGCAGGUGCUGAUCCUGUCCUAGAGCCUAGCAUGGCUAGGCAACGCAUCCUUGAAGAAGAGCGCCAGAAGGCCAUCAAGGCUUACCGCCAGAUCAAGGAGAAGAAGAUCCAGGAGUCCGAAUCCAAGCGAGCCAAGAAAGCUUAG